UUUGAAAAUAUAAUAUCCGUGUUUGUUUUGGCGGUCUUUCUUUUACAAUGUAUCUGGUCUUCAAGUUUUUUUUUUUUAUAUAUUCUAAUUUUUUUAAAUUUAUAAUGUUAUAUAAUAAUAUAUGUGAUUAAAAUUAUACUUUCACCAUGACUGAUCUACAAAAUAUUCGUGCUGAAGUCAACAAUGCCUUCAAACUUAGUGGUUUUACAAUACGACGAGAGGCGAGCACAUUCGUCGCUGAACAACUUUGUUCUUUAUCAAUCCAAGAGCGACAAAAGAUGUUGGAAAAACUAACUGCUCAUUUAUUACGGCAGUGCCUUUCACAACCAGUAUUGGAGAAAGAACAUAUAGAGAUUGCAUAUAAAGAAUGUACUUCCCAUGGACUCGAAGAAACAGAGACUGUGUUAAAUGUAAUUGAUGCAUUCAGUAUACCAAAGUUGAAUUAUGAUAACGAGAGGAAAAAGUUUGUUAAAGAUGUGCAUACUAGUAAUAAUUUGUUUCCAGAACCCAAAUGGAAGGCUCAGUAUUUGAUUGAUAGGUAUAUGAUUAUAUGGCAGCGGACAGUGCGAAAUAAAUUAUUCGCGCUAGAAGCACUACCCAGUAUGGCCGAAGAAAAACGGUUUCAGUUGCGUAAAAUAGAGGUAUUACUUAGUUCUUCUAGUAAAGUUAAUGAUGUAAUUGUAUUGGGAUUGUUAACUCAGUUGACAGAAGGAAAAUACCAUUUAGAAGACCCUACUGGCAGUGUGCUAUUGGAUAUGACUCAGACAAGAUACCAUUCUGGUUUAUUUACUGAGAAUAGCUUUGUUUUAGCCGAGGGUUACUAUGAUGACAAAGUCUUGCAUGUUAUGGGCCUUGUGCUGCCUCCGUCAGAAUGCAGAGCAACAUCACUACCUUAUUUUGGUAAUUUGAAUACUUUUGGUGGCAAAUCUAAGAGCUUACUUAAGAACUCCAAAAAUCUUUUAAAGUUAGAACAGGAAAAUGAGGAUGGAAUGUUGAUAUUUUUGUCUGAUGUUUGGUUGGACAAUCUGAAAGUUAUUUCAAAGUUACAAACCUUAUUUUCUGGUUAUAAUGACUUUCCACCAAUUGCUAUUAUAUUUAUGGGUGAAUUCUUAUCAUGCCCAUAUGGCUUUGAACAUAGUAUACAGCUUAAAGCUGCAUUAACUAAUUUAGGAGACAUUUUGUAUCAAUACACAAAAUUGAGAGAAUCUUGCAAAUUUAUUUUUGUCCCUGGAAAAGGGGACCCUGCUGCAGCAAAUAUACUUCCAAGACCACCAAUUCCAAAUUCUGUUACAAAAGAAAUAAGAGAGAGAUUGGGUGACUCUGUUAUAUUCACAACGAACCCGUGUCGCAUACAAUAUUGUACUCAAGAACUGGUAAUUUUAAGACAGGAUUUGGUCACAAAAAUGUGUAGAAACUCUAUACAUUUUCCGGAAUCAGGAGAUAUACCUGACCAUUUAACUAAGACAUUGUUAAGUCAGUGUACACUAUCUCCAUUAACGUUGGGAGUGCAGCCAAUUUACUGGCAACACGCAGAUGCAUUGAGUCUUUAUCCGAUGCCUGAUUUAGUUGUGGUGGCUGAUCACUUCCAACCUUAUACUAGAUCGUACCAAGACUGCCAAGUUGUCAAUCCUGGUUCAUUUCCCCGUACUGAAUAUUCAUUUAAAGUGUACAUACCAUCCUCAAAAACAGUUGAAGACUCACAGAUACCUAAAGAUGAUAGUUGAUAUUAAGAUGUGCAUUACUAUUAUUGUAAGUGGAUAUAAAAAAAAAUAUUUGUAAUAAAAAACCCUUUGUUUUUA
Messenger RNA from Galleria mellonella (greater wax moth), 1799 nucleotides. RefSeq names its product DNA polymerase epsilon subunit 2 (gene DNApol-epsilon58). Gene Ontology annotation, molecular function: DNA binding. Bases 147 to 1724 code for a protein of 525 amino acids. The transcript has a single exon. Lineage: Eukaryota; Metazoa; Arthropoda; Insecta; Lepidoptera; Pyralidae. The record is from RefSeq and is a predicted model, not a curated record. Gene Ontology annotation, biological process: DNA-templated DNA replication; error-prone translesion synthesis. Gene Ontology annotation, cellular component: epsilon DNA polymerase complex.